AUGGCUGUGAACAAACAAGAAAGCGAUUUCGAUAUUCAAGACGCUUUUGAUUCAUUAUUAGUGUCUGAAGACAAUUUAGUGGCAAAAGCUUAUGAAGAAGGAUUACUUCAAGGAGAAAUAGCAGGAUUUCAAGAAGGAUUUGAUUUAGGACGUCAAAAAGGCAGCGAAAUUGGGUCGGAAAUUUUCUUCUAUCGUGGGUUUGCUAAAAGUUGGAUUGCUUUGCUAUCGGGUGAUUUGAGUGAAGCUUUUAAACAACUACUGGAAUUGUGCCCUGUGUCCUUAAAUCCGGAUGUUGUACAUGAGAUACAUCAAAUUGAACUGAAAAAUAAAACAGAAGAGGCAGAUUCAAAAUCUCUCAAAGCAUUGGAAAAAUUGCUUACAUUGCUGGAACGUUUCCCACAGGAAAAUCCAAAAAAUCAAGAUAUUGUAAGUUUACUUCAAGACAUUCGUGCCAAAUUCAAGCAUUGCUGUGCUAUCCUCAAAGUUGAUGCUAGCUAUUCUGCUAAUAAUCAACUGAACUUUUGA
Molecule: messenger RNA, 525 nt
Organism: Daphnia pulex (common water flea)
Lineage: Eukaryota; Metazoa; Arthropoda; Branchiopoda; Diplostraca; Daphniidae
Product: protein LTO1 homolog
Exons: 1
Coding region: 1-525 (174 amino acids)
Source: RefSeq, a predicted model, not a curated record